Messenger RNA from Leptidea sinapis, 1737 nucleotides. It is a transcript of the gene TBPH, whose product is annotated as TAR DNA-binding protein 43-like. The record is from RefSeq and is a predicted model, not a curated record. Gene Ontology annotation, molecular function: RNA binding. NCBI's taxonomy places the organism in Eukaryota, Metazoa, Arthropoda, Insecta, Lepidoptera, Pieridae. The coding region runs from base 212 to 1120 and encodes 302 amino acids. The transcript has a single exon. Gene Ontology annotation, cellular component: nucleoplasm. Gene Ontology annotation, biological process: regulation of gene expression.
CUGCUGAGUGCUCACAACUUAGUACUCAUAUGAAUUACAAUUUUUCUAGUGUGUAUUUUAGUUGUAUAUAUUCUAUAUACGUGAAUUCGUUUAUUUUAUUUUAAUUAAAAUUAAGGACUAAAUGCUUUUUUAUAACUCAUUUAUCUCAUAGUUGAUUCUAUGAGGUGUUCGCAAUGCAGAGCUGCCAUUAUCGUAUCGUUUUGUAAACGCUAUGUCGAUAGAGUACGUGUUGGUAAGCGAGGGCGAACAAGAUGAGCCCAUUGAGCUGCCAACUGAGGAAGACGGAUCCUUGUUACUGAGCACCAUCGCAGGCCAGUAUGCAGACGCCAGCGGCCUCAAGUAUAGAUCUGGUGGCAGGUUGAGAGGAUUGCGGCUCGUCGAGGAUCGCGUGCUGCCACCCGCCGAGGGUUGGUCGGCUUAUCGCUAUUUCUGCGCGUUCCCUCGCUCUGACAUAUUAAGUGAGUCGCCCCGUCCUCGAUGCUCCGACCUUAUUGUUCUCGGGUUACCAUGGAAGACAGGAGAGGACACUGUACGAGAAUACUUCGCAGCGUUCGGUGAUCUACUGAUGGUUCAAGUCAAGAGAGACAUGAAGACGGGUCUAUCAAAAGGAUUCGGUUUUAUUAAGUUUGCAGACUAUGAAGCUCAAUUGAUAGCCCUCGGAAGAAGGCAUAUGAUUGAUGGUCGCUGGUGUGAUGUGCGCAUACCCAAUAGUAAGGAUGGUGGAUCUGUAGCACACCGCAAAGUUUUUGUGGGCCGGUGUACAGAGAGCCUAUCUGCAGAUGACCUCAGGGAAUAUUUUGGUGCAUUUGGCCAAGUGACUGAUGUGUUUGUUCCAAAACCGUUUCGUGCUUUUAGCUUUGUCACUUUUUUAGACCCGGAAGUUGCACAGUCAUUGUGUGGCCAAGAUCAUAUUAUCAAGGGGGUGUCUGUCAAUAUAUCAACAGCAUCCCCCAAACAAGACCGCAGUGCAAGAUCCCAGCUGUUGGGCUGGGGUUUGUUAGACAACGGAGCGCCUAGAGUGUACAGUUGGCCUCCUGAUGCGUGGCAGCACUCUGCACACUCGGCACACACACACACAGCCCCUAUACCUGAUACAAAGCCCUACCUCAAAUAUGAUUGAUGCUAUUGCAAUGUGUUGAUGAUUCAAAUUUUAUACAGAAGUAAUGUGUAAAUAAUAUAGUAUAAUUUAUUUAUUGGUAUUUUUAACUUAUACAAUUUACUUAAUCACUAGAGCUCUAAUUUAAAGAAAUGUUAUAUGAUUAUAUUAUGUAGGUAAAUUAUGAAUAGAGUAAUUGUGCCUUGUUUCAAACCAAAUUAGAAAUUCCUUUGGUGAAUGUUCAUGUCUGUUCUGUCUAACUAAAGCAUUAGCAAUAAUAUGUGGAACUAAUUAUUGUAGAAGUAACACAAAUUAUUUUGUUUUUAUUUAAAUAAAGCUGGCUAAUAAGUUGGACUUUGUCAAUGUUUUUGAAUCUAUGGCAUAUUUCAGGUUUAUAAUUCAAUUAUUUACUGAUUAUGAUUUAUAACAGCUCCCCAUCAUUUGUGUAUUUAAUUAUAUAUAGCAUAGCAAUUUCCAGAGGAUGUUUAGAUGUUUGGUGGUACUGAAUCUUGCAUUAAGACACAAGGCAGUGUGUCAGCCGAGUGUGCUAAGCAGUGAUGCAUCGGCCAGAACUUAAACAUACACUUGAAAGGUUUUUGUAUCUUUUUGAUAAAAAAAUAUAAACUUAUAUGACAUAUUCA